CCUUCCCUUCGUCGACACUCGACACCUUCCAACUGAAUCCGAAGCCCUAAUUUCUGUACAGCCGGCGAACCCCUUCUCUGUUUUCUCUCGACCCCUUAUUCCUCCUCCAAGUUCACCCGCCGCCCGCCGGUAGACCUCGCCAUUCUCCUCUGCUAGCAUAUAGACUGUCCCAGUCACCGGCACCUACGGACAUCACCGCCGCUACUGUACAAUUCGUUCCCCACUGCUCCGCCUUGUCACCACUGCUGCCGGGUGCAGAUUACACCACUGCUGCCGCCUGGAGUGCCAGUCGCCUUCCAAACAGAAACCUCACGGCUCCAGACCAGUUCACCACUCUCUGCCUCUGCCGCCUCACUUCUGGUCUGUUGCGGCUACCGCUUGCUGAUUAUUCUCCAAUGGCUACUGGACCUGGACUCGAAUCUCUUGUCGAUCAAACCAUUUCUGUGAUCACAAAUGACGGCCGCAACAUAGUGGGCAUCUUGAAAGGCUUUGAUCAGGCCACGAAUAUCAUCCUCGACGAAUCUCAUGAACGUGUUUAUUCCACCAAGGAAGGCGUCCAACAACUGGUUUUGGGUUUGUACAUAAUACGGGGAGAUAACAUAAGCGUUAUUGGGGAACUUGAUGAGGAUCUUGAUGCGCACCUUGACCUAUCAAAUCUCAGAGCACAUCCCCUCAAGGCUGUGAUUCAUUGAUCAAGGGCUGAAAACAUUGGGAGUUAUGGAGUUGUUCUUUGUAGACCAAAUUGAUGGAUGGAUAGAUGAGGCUGCUGUAAGGAUUCUUGUACGAGUGUGCAACUUAGAGAGAUACCAGCGACUUAUUUUGCAGACGUAAGGUGGCCUGUAUUUACGUGAACAAUUUGACCUUCACAAUACUUGAUGGAACUAAAAAUAGUUGCUGGAAGAAGUGCAUGGAUCCGUUGCUCCCUUCUAAUUAGUAUAAAUGGUUACAAACCUUUGCAUUUGGUAUAAAAUGGUAGCAAAUCUUUAAUUUGUAAUGAUAUGGUAACAAAAGAUUGCAAUUGUAUGAAAUGGUCACUUCUGUUUAAU
Messenger RNA from Linum tenue, 1046 nucleotides. The record is from the annotation of a GenBank genome assembly. Lineage: Eukaryota; Viridiplantae; Streptophyta; Magnoliopsida; Malpighiales; Linaceae.